AGGAACACAAUCUAGCAAAGGGAGAUAAAAAUAGUCAGUUAAUGAGUUACAAUACUUUGACGUUUUUAAAGUUUUUUUUUUAUUUAUCAGUUUAUGUUACUUUUAUUUCAUUUAUACGGUGGAACUUACACAUUGAAGGAGAAGAUCCCGUGGAAGUGUAGUGUUGUUCGUAUAUCACUUUUGAAGUUAUUAAAAUGGGGAAAAGAGCUCAGUUACAAGAAAUGUCGGACGACUCAGAUGAUGGAGCUAAAAACAAAUCCAAAGUUACCAAAGAUGUCAAAGAAUUUGUUUCUAAGAAUUUUGAUCCAGAGAAGUUGAUUGAAAGGUCCCAAUCAGAUGCCACUUUUGUAAAAUUCCACACAAGUUCUGUAUCAGACAGCAGGAAAUAUACAAGCCAAAGAAUUGAAAGGAAAGGACAGCCAGCCAAAGUUUCAGAAAGUUCCAAAGUUUUCUUUGAUCUCUCUAGCAUUGAUUCAGAAGAAAAUGAUUCUGGAGAAUAUACCAAGAUGGAGAAAAGAAACUCAUUGGACAUGUUGGAAACUAUCUCACAUGAUGGAGAUUCGGCAAUUCAUGAAAUUUCUUCCAAAGAUUCUUUACUGUCUGCAACUGAAAACAGGUUUUCAUCUGAUGAUCUGGAAAGUAUUGUGGCUAGCGAGGACACAAUUGAACCUGAAACUACUUAUGUGCAGUACUGGGAGAAGUACCCAUUGAUCCUGCCAACAGUGACUGACUCAGAUACAAAUCGUCAAAACCAAACAAAUGUGAAACUCAGUUACCAAAAAUUGUCUCAAGAACUUGAGAGCCACAUCAAACCCUUGAAGGCUGCCAAGCCUAAACAUGAAGUCAGACACCUAGAUAAAAUCAGACAUGUUUUAGUGGAAGCAUGGCAGGUCCCCAUGUACGGAAGGGACAUUGCUUAUGGUCUGUGUGAUGUUUUGAGAAAUGAGGGCAUAUUGGAUAUGGUGAUAGAAAACUGCAGCUCAACUAAUAAGGACCUUUUGAAAGCAUCAGCAUCAGUGUUAGAACAAUGCCUUUCUUGGGAAAAUCGAAACCAUGUUGUAAAAUCAGGGAUUGAAACAGUUGUAUUAAUGACAAAAAGAGAGAUUUCCAAUCAUGAAAUGUCUUACAUUAAUACUGGCAUUCUAGAAGGUUUGUUCAAAGUUUCAGAGGAAGCAUCAACAAAAAUGAUUACCCUUGGAGGUUUGGAUGUCAUUUUACACUGGUCAAGGUCAAGUGACAUCAGAAAUCUCCGACACUGUGCAAAAGCCCUGGCCAACCUUUCAUUAUUUGGAGGUGCAGAAAACCAGGAGGAGAUGGCCAAAAGAAAUGUCCCAGAAUGGCUGUUUCCUCUGGCUUUUAUGGAAGAUGACACCAUAAAGUACUAUGCAUGCCUUGCCAUUGUAGUGUUACUUGCUAAUAAAGAACUGGAGGCUGCAGUGAUUAAAUCAGGGACCUUAGAAUUGGUGAUGCCGUUCAUAAACUCUACAAAGCCCUCAUCUUUUGCUAAAAGUGAUACAUCUCAGCAGCAGGGAAAGGACCACAUGUGGUUAGAAAGACUGGUGCCUCUUUUGCUGAGCAGAAGAGAGGAAGCUCAAAGUCUUGCUGCGUUCCAUUUUGCCAUGGAAGCAGGAAUCAAAGAGGAGCAAGGAAAACUUGAUCUCUUUUAUGAAAUUGGUGCAAUAGAACCUUUGAAAAAAGUUGCCAGUAGUCCCAAUGCCACAGCAUCCAAACUAGCUGUCCUGGCCUUAAAAGUUAUUGGAGAGAGUAUUCCCCAUAAGCUCACUACACAAGUUCCAGUGUGGAGUGUGAUAGAUGUGGCCCACUGGGUGGCACAGGUGGGCUUUAAAGACUUUGUUCAGAACUUUAUAGACUGCCAGGUAGAUGGCGAUAUACUUUUACUUCUGACAGAACAGGAGCUGGAGACCAGUAUCAAAAUGGACUGCAAGAUUGCCAGAAAAAGAUUUUUACGAGAGUUGAAGUCAUUGAAAAUAACAGCUGACUAUUCCUCAUGCGACCCAUCUCAGAUGGAUGCUUGGUUGAUGAAAAUUCUCCCUGAUCUGUCGCAGUACACAUAUGAAAUGCUUAAAGCAGGCAUGAACAAGGAGGUGUUGGCAUCUACGAACAACGAAGAAUUAGAAAUUGUGUGUGGAAUCAAAAAUGGCAUUCAUCGUCGUCUCAUGUUGGAACAUGUUGAAGAUUUGUACACAGCUUUACCAAUGCCUAAAUAUGGCAGUAUUGGCAGCCUAACCAGGCAGAAGAGUAUAGAUCCCACAGGGUUUGCAUCCUAUCCCAAAGCUGUCGACGUGUUCAUCAGCUACAGGAGAUCGAAUGGAUCCCAGCUAGCCAGCUUGCUAAAGGUUCAUUUACAACUGCGAGGAUUUUCUGUGUUCCUGGAUAUAGAUCGACUUCGAGCUGGAAAGUUUGAUGAAAAUCUGUUGAUGAAUAUCCGGUUAGCGAAGCAUUUUCUAUUGGUUCUGACACCAAGUGCCUUAGAUCGAUGUAUUGGUGACGACGAACAGCAAGACUGGAUUCACAAGGAAAUAGUGACGGCUCUAGAGAGUGACUGUAAUAUCAUCCCUGUCCUGGAUAAUUUUGAUUGGCCACUGCCAGAAGUGUUGCCGCCUGACAUGCAGCAAGUUGUGUAUUUCAACGGAGUCAGAUGGGUGCACGACUACCAAGAUGCUUGCAUGGCUAAGCUUGAAACAUUCCUCAAAAAAGUUCCUAUAGCUCGUCUGAAGUCUGAGGAACUUCCUACCAUUGUGGAGAGACCGGUGUCAGAAUGUGACAGCGUGUCAUCUGCUCUGACAGUAGAGGAAAUGAUGGCACAAGAAGAGGUUGUGAUGAGGAAGUCUAGCACUGAUAAAAAAGAGGCCCGUAAAAGAGCCUCAGGCUCAGCCUUUAUGGACACAUUAACUUCUCUAGUUGAAAAUUUUUAAGUUGUUGACUAUUUGUUUUUGACAAUGAUCUGAGUGUGUUAUGGUUUUGAUGUUAGAAGAAUGUGUAUCUUCUCAUCUCACCUUGUCCAUAACUGUUGAGAUGUCUGUUACCUUUCAUAUGAUGCUUAGAGCUUGUUUAUGGAUUGUAGAUAUGUAUUUUGGAAUUUGAGCUAUUGAAAUGCACAGUCUUAUGUUUUGAGACAUGAUCUCUGACCUGAGCACACAUAUAUUAUAGGUGUGCAUCUUUUAGGGUAUUCAAUAUUUAGGCAAACGUUUAGGUCUCCGAGUAUUUGAUACAAUCAUGAAUUAGUGCUAAUAGUAUUACACUAUGUAUAUGCAAAGAUAUUUCAUAUUUUAGUGUAAAAUACAUAUGCACAAAUGCAACUGUGCCAAAGAUGCAAAUAUUUAAAUACCACUAAAAUGUUCAAUUUUCCAUGCAUCACUGAUGCAUAUUUUCAUAAUCAGGGUAUUUAAAGUUAAAAUACCUCAUUCAUAUCUCGAAAAAUCUUUUAUAUUCUUCAUUAGUCUAUAAUAAAAAUUAUGCAAAACAUAAAAAUAAGUUUUAUGCUCCUGUAGACCAUUAUUCAAUCAUAAGAAAAAAUAUCUAGCAGAUUGAGACUGCCAUAAGUAUGGUUCACUUGACGUGAAUAUUGAGCAGGUGAAAAGCAGUCUUAAAACGUUAUGCAAAGUCGUCAAUCAUUGAUGUUAAUUACCACAAACAGAUUUACCUCACUAUUUUAAGCAUUAAAUGUGUUAAGAGUAGACACAUGGAAAAGUGGGUCAAACUAUUUUCAUCAGAAUUAAGGGAACAAGUUUUUAAGUGUAUGAAUUUAUAGAUUGUAUUUUCUUUUUUGUCUUCCCUAUUUUGGCCUCUUGAUAUCCAUUGUAGUCUCUUGAAUUUUUAUUGUUUUAUCUGGCUAAUUGUAAGAUUUUGAACUUGCUCUUGGAUUUAGAUUGGGGCCACAUAUUCUUUUGAUGUGUAUUUAUUGGAAUUAUUUAUUGUAUUUUAAUGUCAAAUAAUGCAAGACAAAAUCAACUACAUUUUACUGAUGAAGUGAGUUAUAUUAUGCAAUUGUUUUGUAAAAGAAAUUUCUUGAAAUUUUAUAUCUUUUAUUUAUUUGUGUACACGUGGUGCCCAUUUAUGGCAAAUCAGAGAUUCUCAUGUCUUGGUGAAUACUUUUAAAGUUUUGUCAGAGUUUUAAACUGGUCCCUAUAUUGCAGUCCCUAUAUUGCUACUAUCCACAGUGUUUUAUUCUGUUUGAAACAUGUGGUGUUGUUUUUAAAUCAAGUUGUCAAUCCUAAAGGAGACAAACUGAUAACUGAAAUAGUUUAUGUUAUUCUGUGUCCAAUGCUGCACACCAAACCUGAGUGCUCUUGACUUUGGUACAGGAUAAGAUGGGCAUUCAAUCAAUAGUAUUUUUACUCUAUAUGUGUAUUGCAUGAAUUUAAAGGAAAUCAGAUAAGUUUUAGUCAUAUAAAAAACAUUCCCCAAAAUAUGCAAUGAAUUACUGAAUCUAAAAAUUCAAAUCUUAUUUCCUGUACUAUUGCCUAAUUUUGUAUAAAAUUCUGUUUUCUUAAGAAGAAAACAUAACAAUGUUUUAAGAUAUCAUAUGUACCAUAGAAUUUUUGCACGUACAAAGAAGCAGGUACAGUUUCUUCAGUCAUCUAGCCCAGAAAAUGGACGAUUUCAAUAGGAGUCCCAAAAUCUGGCAUUACAAAAGAGAAUAUAUAAGAAAACCCAAACUACAUUUGAUUUGAUCCAAAAUUGCUUCGUGCUGUAUUGACAAGAGCGUGAAGUUGGCAUAAAAUUGCCAAAAAGCCAAAAUCAAUGAAAAAAUCCAUAAAUUCAGGGGAUUUUCCUUUCAGAAAACAUGCAGCCCAUGCGUCGAGCAAAUUCAUAUUCAAAUAUAUUUUUUAUCGUCUAUUAAUAAAAAAUAUAUAUUAAUUUCAUUUUGCUUGACAGAUGAGCACACCUUUUCCUAGGCAAUAAUCGGGAUGAAAUUUAACAGUUAUUAAGCUUUUUUUUUAAAAAGGCGGGAAAAAGUCUUAUUCAUGACGUAAUAAUGCUAUCAAAUAAGCAAUAACUUUGAUUUAAGUUGAGAUAGUAUACUUGGCAUAUAUUUAACUUACUUUAAACACUGAUCAAGCUUAAUUCAAGACACAUUUAAAACAGAGAAAUUUUUUGGGCCUUUUAAUAUACACAAUCGUACCUUGUUCUUUAGUGUAUUUUCAUAUGUGAAUAUGUGAGAGAUUUAUACACUGUUGAAACAUUUAUUUUCGCGGGUCCAAUUUUGAUGGAAGCAUAAAUUUGUGGAUACAAGUUCAAAAUUGACAUCUGGGAGAGAAUAGCUUAUUGGCCAUUAAUUUGAGAGCUUACAGUUAUCACUAACUGCCACAAAUAAUGUUGAAUCUGGUGCAAUUUAUAUUGGCAUCAAUCACACACACAUGUGUGCAUGCGCGCACACAUACACACACACAAGCGCACCAUCACAUUAUUUUAUAUGAUGAUUCCACACUUCUAAGCAGUGUUGAUGAAAUGUAUGAUAUCUUUAAGAUUAUGAAUUCUAGUCAUUUUGACUUAACUGUUUUGAAAUAUUUAUUGACAUUGAGAAACAGACAGUGGAUGUGGGUAAUUAGAUUACAAUCAGGUCUGUGUAUUUAUUUUUCAUUUUUGGUGCUGUGUUGUUGUUUUUAAUAGUGAAAAAGAAUUAAAGAUGAUAGGGGGGACCAUUUUUAUUUAUGUAUGUUUUGAUAUAAAUGCUUUAUUCCUUGUUUGAACUUUUAAAAAAAAAAAAUUUGUUAUGUUAUGUGAAAUACACAAAUUCAUCUCUCUUGAAAGAGUUGACACUUAUAUAACUAUUAUUGAGAGUAUUUACAAUUUGUAGGUAGUUUAGCACAUAUAUGUGACUGUUGACCGGUGUAAUGCAGUAUUCUGGGGAGGCCUUCAACAGGCUGUUCACUCUCAUUGUCAUUUCAUCUGUUUUGUUAUCCUUCUGCUUUAUACAGAACAGUUUGUAAUAUUCAAUGUUUUUGUCUCGAAAUUGUCAAUCAAUAAAAAGAUGACAUAAAGUUGA
Messenger RNA from Ostrea edulis (European flat oyster), 6010 nucleotides. RefSeq names its product NAD(+) hydrolase sarm1-like. The coding region runs from base 195 to 2936 and encodes 913 amino acids. Gene Ontology annotation, cellular component: dendrite. The transcript has 10 exons. NCBI's taxonomy places the organism in Eukaryota, Metazoa, Mollusca, Bivalvia, Ostreida, Ostreidae. The record is from RefSeq and is a predicted model, not a curated record. Gene Ontology annotation, biological process: response to axon injury; negative regulation of MyD88-independent toll-like receptor signaling pathway; signal transduction. Gene Ontology annotation, molecular function: signaling adaptor activity; protein binding; NAD+ nucleosidase activity.